GUGAAUGCAACAGCUGGAGGACGUAGAUGCAGGAAUGAAAUGUUUGGUUAUGUGACUAUUGACUGAAUUACGUUAAGGAACCAUAGUUGGUCGUUGCUGCGUUGGAUGUUAUUAUUACGUUUGAAAACCCCCAAAUUUGUGUUAUGAGUGUAAAUGAGAUUGGGAACAGUAACAUGCGUAUGGUCCUGAAAAUGUAAUGUGUGACAUACAUGCACUGAAGAUAUAGUUCAGUAGUAUAUUGAAAAUUGCUGUUAAAUGGUGAUGCAACAACAUGGAAAUGGACGAGAUAGUACAUCAUAUUUUUGGGAGGGAGAUUGAGAUGUCCAAAAUAUGUGAGCCUGAUCCUUCAACAUCAUCAUCACUUUCAAAAAAGUCAAAGUGUAUUGAAUGUGUUUACCAGUGGGUGAACAGACUGAUGGAAGAGAUGGGUCCACUGCAAGACAAGCGAGUAUUUCCUGUUGAUACAAGAGAAGGAAGAUUAGGUCCUGCUACAGUCUGUUUGGAUACCACCUCGCAUGUUGGGCUGUUCGUUGUUGGUGCAGAUCGACUGAGCAUAAAUUCUCAAAGUAACUUCAGCACCAUUCGAGCCAAUGUUUGUCUCUACAGAGGUAAAUGGCAGUAUGAAGUCCAAUUGGGUUCCAAAGGUGUCAUGCAAAUUGGGUGGGCCACCAGUUUUUGUAAAUUCUCUCAGGAAACUGGUGUUGGGGACACAGUCCACUCCUUUGCAUACGAUGGCAACCGUGUCCGUAAGUGGAACGUUUCGACACACAGAUAUGGAGAGGCCUGGCUUAGUGGGGACAUUGUCGGAUGUACGAUUGAUCUGGAUUCUGGAGUACUGGAAUUUUACAGGAAUGGAAGGUCCAUGGGGAAGGCCUUUGACAACAUCCAGAUUGGACCGGGCAUGGCCUACUUUCCUGCUGUCAGUCUAGCAUUUACAGAAAAUCUGGUGGUAAACUUUGGCUCAACUCCGUUGAGGUAUCCGGUUCCAGGUUUUGAGCCAAUUCAGGAAGCAUUGUUUCAUGAUGUGGCUAAGGCAGAACAGCUUUUCAAAUGGCUCUCGCAGCUUCUCGUGCUAUUCGACCAUAAGUUUGAGAUGCGAGGUCAGGAUGUAUCGCAGUCUGAUGAACCAAUUACCAACCAGGCCCUGUUGAUGGGGCUUGCUCGGAUUUUUCUCCACCCUCUGGCUCCUUUACUACUGUCCCCAUACAUCACUGAAGCCUGCCUUGUUCCAUUCCUCAAGAGUCUCUGCAACCUCUCGUCAGUCUCCGGGCACUCCGAGAACAAGACCCCAAGUGACAAGAAGCGUAGACUCAUGCUGUUCCUGGACAUGAUGUGGGCGUUCCUAGAGGAGCAUGAGUUGAAAAAGUGCCUAGAGAGUGUCGUGACCUGCUUGCUGGCAAGGUUCCGACAAGUGUCCUUUGUUCUGGACUAUCCACAUCAGAAGCAAUCUCUCCUACUCCUCUUGUCUCUUGUACACCACCCUCGAACCAGGCAACAUCUGCUUGAGAACGUACUCUUCGAUAAAGUGAGGUUUGCCAACUUUCUUCAUGUGAAACCACUGGAUGAGGGUGGUUUAGUAGAGGUCGUGAACCAUACCUGGUGGGAUAACAAUUGUGAAGAUCAGAGAGUGGAACGGAAUAGGGCCUCCUACUUCAUGGCAUGUCAGAAAAUUAAGGAAGCCAUAGCAAGUGUGGAAACUCUGCAGAUAGAGCUCCUGAAAACGCUGUUGGACAAUUCUGAUGGCACCACUACACAAGCAUCAUCCAGGAAGAUAUUUCUGCGUAAAUUUCGAACGUUUCUGCGUGAGAAUGUCCUGUCUAGUCGAACAUUGUUGCUUCUUCAGAUUCCUCUCCCUAUAACCCUUUGCUGUUUUCAUCGCCUCCUCGUUACCUUUCGUGCCCUAUGGGAGCUUGAAGUGGGCAAGUACCCUAUUGUAAUUCCAGCAAGAACUUUUUAUGAUGGUUCAGUCAAUUACUACAACAUUGAUCGUCUGGGUGGUGUGCUUUCGCAUCUCAACAAGACUCUAAAGGUUGACCUCAUGAGAGUGCUGGGGCCAGAUCACUCUAUAAUGACAAAUAUAGAAUCAUCAGCAAGCCAGCCCCAGAACAUGGGUAUGGAAGCAGGUGCAGCAUUUAUCUCGAAUCCAUCUGUGAGCGUGGGACCACAGUUUACUGAUGGACAUGCCACUUUCAUGAUACCUGUGUUAGCACGCGUGUUGGCGCAGCAGCAGCCAUCAUCAAGCCCAACGUUGGCAGAGAGAGUUCCUGGGGAAGGGUUACAAGAACAGAAGGCAAAGGGUGGCUCUGUGGAUUCUGCAGCCUCACUCGUUGAGCUUCUAGAUGGUCUCGUUCUGUUCUACCAUGUGUCUGCUCACAAGCAGCUUGCCAAGGUGAGCACUCUGCGGGAAAGCAUGAGUGAGUACUCAACGGCGCUGGGCAGCGUUACUGCGCGGCUUGAUACCUACAGACAUCUGUCUCCUAAUAUGUCAGUUGAAGAGAACUCGGCUGAUAUUAUAUGUGAUUUGGAGCAAUCUAGUGGUGUUUUUGAGCAGAAAUUGAGUGAGCAGGCUCGCCACAUGGCAUGGGUUCGUGCUACAGUGUUUUCGUCUGACAAACAGAGUCAUCUGGCUUGGCUGUUAAGAGUGAUUCUACAGACAGUGAAACUGGCCUCAAAAGAAGGACAACUUUUUGCUUAUGUACCUGAUUUUUAUAUAGACUCCCUUGUUGAAAUAUGUGCUGCCCUGCGCACCUAUGUGCAUCCAACAUCUCCUCUAGAAAAUAUAGAAGGUUAUGAAGAUUUGCUUAUUGAGGUAUCUGAGUUCUUGUGUGACCAUUUCUCAGAUCCAAGAAUUGUACAUGCAAGUUCCAAAGACACAUUAAUACAAGCAUUGGCCAGUUUUGCUUGUAGCCCAAACACACUUUUGGCACUAGAGAGAGUUCCAUAUUCCAGUCGUAUGAAUAUGGUCCGGUCAUUGCUUCGUCCGUAUGAAAACCGGGCAUGGGCACAGAGCAACUGGGUUCUAGUCAGAAUUUGGCAAGGCUGUGGAUUUGCUUUCCGAUACCACAAGUCUCCGCAUCUUCUCUGGAAACAUGGACCUAAACUACUCCAGGCAGACUCUAGUCUCAUUAGCCAAUGCAUAAAGCCUUGUCCGUCGCGUCUGUUCCAAGGCCAUGUGAAGGAAGUGAUGAUGUCUGAUGAAGCUCUGACCACAGCAUUCCUUAACUCACUGCUGAAUCAGCUAAACUGGGCAUUCUCCGAGUUCAUAGGCAUGUUGCAAGAGAUUCAGAAUGUUUCCAGCCAUCCUGAGCGAGUUUUUAUCGAGUCAAGACAGCUUAAAAUUUGUGCCACUUGCUUCGAUCUCACGUUGGCGUUGUUAAGGGUACUUGAAAUGGUUGUGAGCAUUGCGCCAGAGAUCUUCACAGAUAUAAUGAGAAGUUCUUCAGAGCUGCUGCUAGCUCGACUCUGUCAGUUGCUGUGUCAGGUCCUGAAUCGCGUGAGCUCGCAGGCCGGUUGCUUCCAGCAUGUUGUGAUGUUGGACAUACCAGACCUUGAAACAGUGGACCAUUUUCCAAUCCUGGCUGCUGUAGUGGGAAUCCUGUUGGCUAUCUUACGUGAUGACAUUCAGAAGUUUGAUGUCAAAGUCAGUGUAGUGCCUGAAAUCACAAAAGUUCUUCUCACUGAACCGAGUUUCCAAUUGAAAUCGGUGAAUUUUGUCUUUGGUGACUUGCAGAAGGGAUCGAAGCUUCAGAAAAUGAAGCCCUUCUCUUUUUACAAUUAUUCAGAUGAUGUGAGUUUUGCAGAGAUAGAAGAGGUGAAACAAAUGAUUCAACUGCUGAAUUUUUACCAAGGACGACUAACAGAUGUUAGGACUUUAUCAGAAGAUGAACUUUGUACCAUUUGCUAUGCAUAUUCCAUCUCGGCCACCUUCAAACCAUGUAACCAUCAAUCUUGCAGAACCUGCAUUGCCCAUCAUCUGAUGAACUCAAGAGACUGCUUCUUCUGCAAGGCACCUAUUCAAUUUGUUAUUGGUCUUGAUGAUAAAAUGCUUCAUGAUUUAUCAAAACUUGAAAAUCCAGACGGUUAAAACUAUUUUGAUGAAAUUAUUCCUGUGUGUGUUGUGUAAAUGAUUAGUUUACACCAUUCAGCUUUCAUAGUAUGAUGAAGCAUAUGCAUAGUUAGCAUAAUAUGAGGUUAAGUAUUUUUUUUAAAAUGAAUUAUGAGAGAAAGUAUUUGAUUUUUAGAGGAUGUAAGGUAUUUAUAAAUGGCAAAUUUGAAAUUAUUUUUUAAUGUUAUUAAUUUAUAUUUCUUUAAUGCUACAGAGUUCUCACUUCAUUAAUCUUAAAUUUUUAAACAGAUCAUUAGUUCCAAUUUUGUGUUUGGUGUAGCUGCAGUAGGCUUUUAUAAUGAAACAAAUGAAGUUCAGUUUGCACCAGCAGUCUGUAAGAGUCUUUGUUAGCAUAUCAUAAAUAUGUAGUGUGAAGAGUGGGUUUUAUUUUGAAAAAUUAAUUGUGAAAGAGUUAAAUUUGUGAAGACAGAAAGUGAAGUAUUUGAGCAAUACAGAAUGUAACAUGGGUCUUGCCUGUCAGGAAAUUAGGUAUUGUACAUAUGUAUUAAAUAUGUAUGAUUUUUGCAAACAUGUUUAAAGUGACCUAGUAUAAAUACAUUAUUAAAAUAUAUUUUAAGCCAUUCUGAUUUUAACAAUAUACAGUGAAAUGUUUAUUUUUUCAGGUAAUUUUGCUAGUUCACAUCUUGUUCAGGAAUAUAUAACCUCAUUCUUGUCCAAGGUUUUCAUAGAUGUGGUAUAAUGUAUAACUUCAUCUUUCAGGGAUAAGCUGCUAGAUCUUUUAUAAGAACUUCCUUGCAUCUAAUAACCCUUAAGAUGGCAACUAAGUUAUUUUCCAAAAACUUUGAAAACCUCCAACAACUGUAAUGGCUUAUCUCAAAAAGUUGAAGCCACAUAACACAUAACCUAAUUUAAAAUAAAUUUGUAAUAAGAGAGAUGCAAAAACCACACACAGUAUUACAUUAAGUGCGGUUAAGAGGGCCUUUUCAAUGAUUGUAGCUGCCUAAUUUUGUAAUAUUUCUGGCCUGUAUUUAUCGGUUGUGGUUUGUGUUCCGAGUAUCUCGUGAACCAAAGCUAAUGCCCAUUUACUUAGUUCUUAGGCUGGUAUUUCAGUCAUUUUUGAUGGCAUUAUGAAAGACAUUUGUAUUGAAAGGACAUCAUGAUGAUAAUUCAUAUACAAGGAAUUUUCUCUUCUUAAUAGAAUAGUUUUCUGUAAUCGCUCUUUUAUGAAACUUAAAUCUUAUGAUAGAGGGUUCCCCUAAGUGCACUGUGAAAUGCAACUUUAUUUACUAGAUUAUACACCAUCUGCUUUAGCGCUUGCAGAACUGCUGGAUGCUCUAUUUUUAAAAACAAAUAUGCUGUGAUAAACUACCAAGUCUCUUGCUUGUGGUUUUUUCAUGUAUCCAUAUUCAAGUUAAAAAUUCUGAGGAUGCCUUAGAAGGAAAAACUGUGACACUCGAGAUUCUGGGUUCCAAUAGAAAUGUGUUGUUUGUGUGAUGUACAUGUAAUUGCAGAUUUUGCUUCAGAAGUGUGCACAGACAGAAUACAAGAAAUGGCGAUAACUCUGGUCAGAGGGGCAUAUAAAGAUCGGUAGAUGGGGGAACUGGAUUUAAUUCCCGCGAUACCAAAGGGCAGUGUUCCUCAGCCAGUGGUUCACAGAUCACUGCCGCUCCGUGGCUUAAUUUGUUCUCGUUCGCUAAUUCUGUGCAGUGUUGCACUGUAUGUAUUUAAAAACUGGUGAAAUUACUGUUCCGAAGUAGCGAGUAAUUUAUUUUUCACCAACUCGGUGGUUAAUGUCGAGGAACAUUAUUACAUUUCCAUCUCUCCCCGCCCCUUUUCCUGUUUAACAUCCGUUUUAAUAAUAUCCAGAGUCACUGUAAAGUUUGAAUGAGAUUUUACUCGCAUAUUGAAAAUUAAGCACUGUUGACGGAUGUCACAAACAACUUCUGGUGUUGAAAUAUUAAAUUAUUUAAAUGCAACAUUUGGAUGAAUAUUUUUUAUUUCUCUCACUUCACAGUGGAAGGGCUAAUGUCCGUAAACAAUAAUUUGGUGACUUGUGUAGGGUUUUAAAUGUAAAUUGGAGUUUUUAGCUUUUAUGUACUGUAACAUUCUCAGUUGCAGGGGUCAGUUCACGUAUUGUAAUAAUUUACAGUUGGACUAAAAGACUUCGAAAUGCGUGAAGGAGUCAACUAUAAAUAUUACUUGAGGGAGAUUUGUCUGUAAUGUGCUUUAAUAAAUUGAAAGACUGGUUUCAAGUUAAAUGUAUUCUUGAUCAUGUGUGUAUGAAGGAAAUGUAAUGUAAUCUGUUCUUUCAAAAAUUUUGUUGUUUUUAUUUUUACCGUGUUGUUUUUGGAAUGUUUUUGUGUUACGUGUGUAUGUCCUGUACAAGACUUAGGAAAUGUAAUGUCGAUGUACUGAAUUAUUUUACAUUAUUUUAUUUUGCGAUUUCUGUUAGAGUUCUGAAGGAACCGUAUUCUUUUAGGAAAAUGUAAACUAACAAUGUGGUGACUACAUAAAGAAUUUUAGUUUGA
Messenger RNA from Zootermopsis nevadensis, 6594 nucleotides. It is a transcript of the gene Kpc1, whose product is annotated as Kip1 ubiquitination-promoting complex subunit 1. The record is from RefSeq and is a predicted model, not a curated record. Gene Ontology annotation, molecular function: ubiquitin-protein transferase activity; protein binding. Gene Ontology annotation, cellular component: cytoplasm. NCBI's taxonomy places the organism in Eukaryota, Metazoa, Arthropoda, Insecta, Blattodea, Termopsidae.